AUGAGGAAGUUCAAGGAACUAACGGUUCUGGCCGCCAUGGUCCUAGCCCUUUCAAACCAGAAAAGGACAGAAGCAUGGAAGCCCCCACAAAGUCUCGAUAAAGGAGCAGAUGAAGCAUUUAGUGCGCAGUCUAUGGUUGAAACCAAAUGGGGAACACCUUAUACGUAUGUGACCGGGUUCCAGGUUCCUAACAAUUCUCUCGUUUAUUUAUUUGAAACUGCAUCGGGCACGGCCAAGGGUUAUGACGUGGAGGUUGAAUUCCGAAACGAAUGCGCUGGUAUGGGCACUCUUGUGGACAGCGAGAGGUCGGAAGUCUCUGAAAGAUUUUCCAACAUCUCCAGUGCAGAUGAUUGCCAGGAGCUGUGCGGUCAGACGAGGAAUUGCGUCGGAGCAGCUUAUGAUGAGUCUGCAUCAACAUGCAGUCUGAUGAAAAGCUUGCGGGGGCUCACGCAAGGCUUGUCGACAGUGGUUGUGCCGUCUUGCGACUCGGAGUGCUUUCAGGAAGGCAAGAAGAUUAGUGAGAGUGGAACUUCGCUGGGCUUCGCCCCCAAUCCAAAUAUUUGCCAGGCAAUGUGUGAGGGGGAGCCGACUUGCCGCGCCUUCACAUGGACGUGGACGGAUAAACAAUGUUUCUCUUAUGCGAAUGGUACGGUUAUGGUAGCCGCCGAUGACGCAGUAAGUGGGCGAAGGGCAAGCUGCUCAUUAAGCAGGAAAGAGGACACUUAUGCAGAAUCUUGCAUGGUCAGCGAGCUUAGCUCGAAUUUUUACUCUCAUGAGAUUCUGGGAGGCAUGGGUAAUGUAAAUUUCUGCAAAAUUGCCUGUCUCUCUAGGAGCGAUUGCAAUUAUAUUACCUACAAUUCAUCAACUAGAAAGUGCUACAUCAAAAGGGGACGAGGAUCAUUGGUCUUUUCCAAGCGUGCAGACUCGACUGGGCCGAAGUACUGUGACACGAGCUGCUUUCUAAAGGACAUUGAAUACGAAGGGGAGAGAGUUGCCACAACGAAAGCAGACAAGGCUUCUCACUGUCAUUACGAAUGUUUUAUCAAUUCGAAGUGCAUCAGGUGGACCUACGAAGAGAGUACACAGGGAUGCUACUUCUUUGGGGAGACUAAUACUGCUGUGGGUGCACGUUCAAAAGGCUUUUGGAGUGGCCCUAAGGGUGGCUGUGGGAUCGAGCCGCUCUAUGCCUUGGCUGCUCCAGAUUGUGCACUUAAGGGAAUCAAAUACAGCUUAGUGCCGCUUCAAGCUGUGUCCACAAGCACUGCCACGGAAUGCCAACAGAGAUGCCAAGCCGAUUCCAAUUGCAAGACGUUUGCAUUCAAUACGACGGUGAAUGCUUGCGAGCUACACGGAGCCACCACCAAUUAUCACAGAAGAGACAACCACUAUUUCAUAUCAGGUCCAAAAAACUGUUAG
Cyclospora cayetanensis is the source of this 1416-nucleotide messenger RNA. RefSeq names its product micronemal protein 4. Lineage: Eukaryota; Apicomplexa; Conoidasida; Eucoccidiorida; Eimeriidae. The transcript has a single exon. Gene Ontology annotation, molecular function: protein binding. Gene Ontology annotation, biological process: proteolysis. Gene Ontology annotation, cellular component: extracellular region. The record is from RefSeq and is a predicted model, not a curated record. Bases 1 to 1416 code for a protein of 471 amino acids.